Molecule: messenger RNA, 639 nt
Organism: Nicrophorus vespilloides
Lineage: Eukaryota; Metazoa; Arthropoda; Insecta; Coleoptera; Silphidae
Gene: mtSSB
Product: single-stranded DNA-binding protein, mitochondrial
Exons: 3
Coding region: 61-510 (149 amino acids)
Biological process (GO): positive regulation of helicase activity; mitochondrial DNA replication
Cellular component (GO): mitochondrial nucleoid
Molecular function (GO): single-stranded DNA binding
Source: RefSeq, a predicted model, not a curated record
UUUGUAGAUUUAACCUAACAGUAAACGCAUUGUUCAUCUUGCUUUUUUAAAUAUCUAAAAAUGUUAUCAUCAAAGAUUAUUAAACUGCAAAAUGCAUCAAAUGUUCUUUGGAAAUGUAAUGCAAUUAGAGCAUCUUCAUCAGCAAAAGGUCCUAUUGAACCAGCCCGAAUGGAAAAGACAAUAAAUAAUGUACAAUUACUUGGAAGAGUUGGUGCAGAUCCACAGAAGAAGGGCAGUGAUAAUCAUCCAAUUGCAGUAUUUUCAAUGGCAACACACUCCAACUAUAGGUAUGAGUCUGGGGAGUUCCUGCAAAGGACUGAAUGGCACAGGGUAAUUUGCUUUAAACCUGGCCUGAGGGAAACCAUUUUAACUUAUUUGAAGAAAGGACAAAGAGUGCAUGUAACUGGUCGUAUCACUUAUGGUGAGAUUAAAGGAGAUGAUGGUAAACAAAGAAGUACAACUGCUAUAGCUGCAGAGGAUGUAAUUUUCUUCCAUACCAAAGAGACAUAAAUUUACUGUCUUUCAAAAGUUUAUACAUGCAACUUAUCUAAAGAAUAUUAUAUUACUUUUUAAUUUUGGUUGGAUACAGUUGUAUUUAUAUAAAUAACACUUCUUUUAUAUGUGAUGAAUCUUCAUAGU